AUGAAGGACUACGAGGGAGCAUUGAAUUUAAUAAGAACAACGGUAAAAUUGCUGAAAAAGGCAGACGACAAACUAGGGCUUGUAAAGCUAUUUUACCUAGAAAGUAAGGUAUUUUAUGCGCUAAAGAACAUUUCCAAAGCAAAGUCAGCAUUAACUCUCUCUAAAUCAACUGCCACGUUCGUAUAUUGUCCAUCUUUCUUACAGGCAAAAAUAGACCUGCUCUCUGGGGUAUAUGCAGCAGAUGAAAAAGAAUACUCUAUUAGUGCGGGGUACAUAAUUGAAGCAAUGGAUGGGUUUUCUCUGGCAGGUGAUAAAGAAAUGACUGCGCAGUGUUGUAGGUAUUUAAUUUUAGUUAAAAUACUCGACAAUAAAUCAGCUGAGAUACCUUCUCUACUACAGAACAAAGUACCAAGCAGCGUUAGCAAAAAUGAUCAGUGCAUAAAUAUGCUAAGCUCAAUUGGAAAGUGUGUAAUAAACAGGGACUUACGGCAGUGUAAGGAUAUAAUAGACAAAAACAUGACAAUGAUUGAAGCAGAUGAAUUCUUAAUGAACCAUUUAAUAUCGCUGUGCGAUUCAUUAAUUGAUGCCAAUAUUCUUAAAAUAAUAGAGCCAUAUUCCAACAUAAACAUAGAGCACAUAGGAAACAUUCUUAACUUUAGUAUCGAAGUGAUUGAGGACAGGAUUAGAAGAAUGAUUCUUGAUGAAAAGAUAAAGGGAGAUAUUGAUCAAGAAACAAUGUGCAUAAAUAUUCAAAGAGAUGAAGUAAAGAAGAAUUACAGAGAAGAGGCCGAGGAGAUACUUAAUGUGCUAUCAGAUGCCAUAAACACAAUAAUUUCUAAGUAA
Messenger RNA from Nematocida parisii ERTm1, 843 nucleotides. RefSeq lists its product as uncharacterized. Gene Ontology annotation, molecular function: structural molecule activity. The record is from RefSeq and is a predicted model, not a curated record. The coding region runs from base 1 to 843 and encodes 280 amino acids. Lineage: Eukaryota; Fungi; Microsporidia. Gene Ontology annotation, cellular component: proteasome regulatory particle, lid subcomplex. Gene Ontology annotation, biological process: ubiquitin-dependent protein catabolic process. The transcript has a single exon.